CAUGAGUCUCCAAGCUACAUAUUCCCAUCCUUUUGAAACAUACAAAUCACUUCUCCUCACGUUAAACAUCUCAUUAUAUACUCCUUGUUGCUCUCUACAUCCAUAUUCCAGCAAGUUAUUCUUACAGCCAUCAUGACCUAUACUGAAAACACCAACGUCGUCAUCGUCGGAGCCGGUAUCUUUGGUAUGUCCACUGCUUUGUGGAUGCUUGAAACCGGAAAAUACUCUGUCACCCUCUUGGACAAAUCUGAGGUUUUGCCUGCUCCUGACGCUGCUAGUACGGAUAUCAACAAGAUCAUUCGAGCUGCUGACUACAAGGACCCUCUUAUUGCCGCUCUUGCUCUCGAUGCCGUCGAGCACUGGCGCAAGCCUGAGUGGGAAGGCACGUACCACGAAUGUGGAGUCGUCGCUCUUUCUGCUACCCAUGAGAAGGAGGGUAUGGAGUUUAUAGACUGUGCGUACAAGAACUGUCGCGACCUUGGCCUCGACGUUACCCUUCUUCCCGAUGCGACUGCUAUCAAGCCUGUCGUUGACCGUAAUAAUGCCUUUCCCACUGGCUCUUUCGGCGGCAGGCAAGGUUAUAUUAACCCCAUCGGUGGUUGGGGUGAGGCUGGUAGGGCUGUUGAGGUUGGUCUCACGAGGGCAAAAAAGCUCGGUGCUAUUGUUAGAGCUGGUUCCGAGGUUAUUGGUUUGAUCAAGGACGGCAAGAACGUCAAGGGAGUCGAGUUAAAGAGCGGUGAGAAGAUUUUCUGUGACUUAGUUGUUGUCGCCGCGGGUGCUUGGACUCCUAAGCUUUUUGCUUCUCCUGCCUUUGCUGCUCGUCUCCCGCCUAUCGUGGCUACCGGCCAAAGUGUUGCUAUCCUGCAGCUUACUCCCGAAGAGUCUAAGAAAUACGCCAAGGUCCCCGUUGUCUUCAACCUCGAUGAUGGAUGGUACAUCUUCCCACCCAACCCCACUGGCCUCAUGAAGAUGGCUAUUCACAGCGCUGGUUACAUCAACCCUGUCGAGGAGAUUAACAACGUUUCCGUCCCUCGAACCAAGCUUACUCCCGGUGCCGAGGAUGGUGCUAUUCCAAAGGUCAUGUUACAGGCCUUGAGAAAAGGUUUGUCUGAGGUUUAUCCUGAUUUGGCCAAGAAGGAUUAUGCUAUGACCCGAUUGUGUUGGUACUGUGACACUGUUACCGGUGACUGGCUCAUCGACUACCACCCUGAUUACAAUAACCUCUUCCUUGCUACUGGUGGAUCCGGUCACGCCUUCAAGUUUGCCAGCAACAUCGGUCGCGAAAUCCUCAGACUCAUCGAGCGUGACUCUUCAUCUGAGUUCAAGGUUCGAUUCUCUUUCAACCCUCCCAAGGAGAUGGUUGAGCCUCCUUCCGAAAAGGGCGACGUUUCUGCUGAACGCACUCAGGUUACCGACACUGGUGCCGACGUGCGAUCUGGUAUGAGAAAGCUCUUGGUGAUCGACGAAUUGAUCCGGCCCGAAGAUUUGAAAGCUUAUUAAUCAGUAUGUGAAGUCAAGUAAAAGUGAAUCUUGUAUUUUGGGCCUGUAUGUAUUGGUGAUUAUCAUGUUUGUCUUGCUUUUACGUCGGCUGAGAAAUUUAAAGAUCAUUAACUUUGUGCUUGACAUUGGUGUCGACUUGCGCUGACGAUUCUGAGAGUAGGUAUUUCUGCAACAUGAAUGGCUCCUGUUUCCUUGACAAAUGACAGCAGAAGUCUAGCUGUCUUAAGACUUUCCAAACUUUCAUCUUUCGGGGACCGCAUACAUAUCAUCGACAACGAAGUAGAGCUAACUAAAAAAGACAACCACAUAAGUAUCGUUAUCGCUGCCUACGUACAACCAUUCAUCCGAGAAACCCAACUACUUUCCAUUACAACCUGGAAUCUAUUUUAGCGCCUGCGGGAAAUUGGGAUAAUCAGGAUGGUAACUUGCAGUUGACUCAAUUGGGAAUGAUAAUCUUCUCUUUGCCGAUGUGCACUCCUUCAACAUCAUUCGCCAAGGCCUCAUCCGCAUUUCUUGAUUCCUUGUCCUCUGCACUAGGUACAUCAAGACCCGGGUUACACUAGCAGGAUAAGA
This is a messenger RNA of Cryptococcus deneoformans JEC21, 2073 nucleotides long. RefSeq lists its product as hypothetical. Gene Ontology annotation, molecular function: proline dehydrogenase activity; sarcosine oxidase activity; L-pipecolate oxidase activity. The record is from RefSeq and is a predicted model, not a curated record. The transcript is spliced from 9 exons. NCBI's taxonomy places the organism in Eukaryota, Fungi, Basidiomycota, Tremellomycetes, Tremellales, Cryptococcaceae. Bases 133 to 1500 code for a protein of 455 amino acids.